Molecule: messenger RNA, 1036 nt
Organism: Exophiala mesophila
Lineage: Eukaryota; Fungi; Ascomycota; Eurotiomycetes; Chaetothyriales; Herpotrichiellaceae
Product: dTDP-4-dehydrorhamnose reductase
Exons: 3
Coding region: 38-985 (315 amino acids)
Biological process (GO): S-adenosylmethionine biosynthetic process
Cellular component (GO): methionine adenosyltransferase complex
Molecular function (GO): methionine adenosyltransferase regulator activity
Source: RefSeq, a predicted model, not a curated record
ACUCAUCAAUCUUUCAUCAUCUCCUACACCUUCGACCAUGCCACGAGCUCUUGUUACUGGAGCCACAGGUCUCCUAGGGCGAGCCAUCCACUCAGCCUUUACGGGUGCCGGGUACGAGACGACAGGUACAGGUUUCAGUCGAGCUUCAGGCUCAAUCCUGCGCCUCGACAUCCAAGAUGAAGCUGCGGUGCAGAAGGUGUUUGACGAGGUCAUACCAGAUGUGGUGAUUCACUCCGCCGCAGACCGUUCCCCCGAUAGCUGUACACGCGACCCGAUCGCAGCACGCCGACUCAAUGUCAGUGCCACCGAGACACUUGCCCGCGUGGCGUCACAGAGCAAGAAUAAGACACUGGUAAUAUACAUUUCGACGGACUAUGUGUUUUCAGGAGCACAGGGCGAGGCGCCUUACAAGACGGACGCGGCAACGGGGCCGACAAAUAUCUAUGGACAGACCAAACUCGAAGGUGAGACGGCAGUGCUACAGUAUCCCGGCACGGUCGUGCUGCGAGUGCCGGUGCUGUACGGGGCGACGGAGCCCAGAGAAAACAAUGCGGAAAGCGCUGUCAAUGUGUUGCUGGACGCCCUGUGGAAGAGCCAGAAAGAGAAUGUCAAGAUGGAUGACUGGGCCAUUCGAUAUCCAACAAAUGUUAUCGAUGUUGCUCGCGUGCUUGUCGAUAUCACUGAAAAGGCGAGAUCGAGCCCGGGUGAUGGCCAGGAUACCCUUCAGAUCCCCCGUGUCCUCCACUUCUCCAGUGAAGACCGCAUGACAAAGUAUGAGAUUGUCAAGAUCCUGGCUGAUAUCAUGGACUUGCCCGUCGAUGGUGUCAUUCCGGAUCGAGACGGCGGUAAGCCCGGCCCAGAUGGAACACUCAGACCUUUUGACUGCCAUUUGGACACGGCCACUCUGAAGGAGCUGGGCAUCAGUGUCGACACUGUCAACUUUGUCGCUUGGUGGAGGAGAUGGGUCGGUGCAUUUCGACAUUGAUUGACCAGAGAAACUUUUAGAUGAUAGACGUCUCACCACUGGGCAAAAAAC